Molecule: messenger RNA, 486 nt
Organism: Plodia interpunctella (Indianmeal moth)
Lineage: Eukaryota; Metazoa; Arthropoda; Insecta; Lepidoptera; Pyralidae
Product: proline-rich protein 2-like
Exons: 2
Coding region: 1-486 (161 amino acids)
Source: RefSeq, a predicted model, not a curated record
AUGUCGCCCGAGAAAACGAGACAGCGAGACCGAGUUCCCCGUUCAAAAUCUAUUGCUUUAGAAGAACCGAAGUCGCUCUUUACAAGGACUGAACCAGUGGUAGUCGUCGCAGCAGCAGAAGAUGAUCCGCCGCUAUCUCCUCCACCCCCGAUGGGAUUGAAAGAGCGUCGAGGCUCUCGUGGUUCCCCAUGUGCAAACCUACCACCACUUAUGUUACCUCCGAGUACCCCAGAACCAUCGCCGAGUCGUUUAUCUCCGAACCGUUUGUCUCCGCAGCCAAAAGAGCCACAAUCUGCUCCGAUAAUAAGAGGGAAUCCGCCUCGUCGUUCAAGAACACGCUCAGAAAUGCCUCCUGAUCCCCCUCCACGCUCUCCUCAAACACCAAGACCUGCUUCUGUAUCUCCGAAACAUACAUUUGCAUUCAAGAUCGUUUUGAAAAAGGUGGAGAGCACACCUAAUACCUCAUUCGAUCGUCCCGACCAAUGA